AUGUUCGACUCGAUGUUGUCUCAUACGAAGCGCCCGUUUCCCUUGCCUACUUCGACCUCGUCAGUAGCUCCAAUACCUACCGUCAUCCCCGGGGAUACUCCUAUCUUCCAGGAACUUGGAAUCACUGGCAAGCGGACAUUAUGGGUGGUUGCGGUUCUCAUGGGACUCUCGUCUUUGGUCUUUUAUACGCUUAGUGCUCGGGUGCCUUUGUCGAAGCGCGUCUUCCACACAUUGGUCUCCAUCAUGACCACCGUCUCAUUCAUCGUCUACCUUGCCCUCGCAACGGGAAGCGGCAUGGCCUGGAAAUACGACUCUCUCAAGCACACCCACAAGCAUGUCCCCGACACCACGCAGGAUCACUUCCGCCAGGUAUUGUGGCUACGCUACCUAAACUGGUUCGUGACCGAGCCACUCAGCCUGAUCAACCUGGCGUUGGUAUCGGGCCUUCCUGGCGCGCAUCUACUCGUCGCCAUUGCGGCUGAUUAUGUUAUGCUGGGCUCCGGACUGCUUGGCACCUUCGUGGGCCACACGUCGCGCAGAUGGGUCUGGUUCACUGUCAGCGCUCUGGGAUACCUGACUACAGUUUACCAUGUUGCAAUCAAUGGAGGCAAGGCGGCGAAUAACAAGGAUGCACAGACUAGACGGUUCUUUGCGGCUUUGUCUAGUGUGACUUUGGUUGUCAAAGUGCUCUACCCGGUUGCUCUCGCGGCUGGCCCCCUGGCUUUGAAGAUGAAUGUUGAUUCUGAGGCCGUUGUCUUCGCCAUCUAUGACAUCUUCACUCAGGGCUUACUUGGAUACUGGUUGAUCCUCGCGCACGACAGCGCUCAGGGAAUAUCUCUCUAUGUUGACGGAUUCUGGUCUAAUGGCAUCGGCAACGAAGGAGCUAUUCGAAUCAGCGAGGAAGAUGGAGCGUAA
Aspergillus udagawae is the source of this 915-nucleotide messenger RNA. Its product is annotated as opsin family protein. Gene Ontology annotation, cellular component: endoplasmic reticulum; plasma membrane. The transcript has 5 exons. The coding region runs from base 1 to 915 and encodes 304 amino acids. The record is from RefSeq and is a predicted model, not a curated record. NCBI's taxonomy places the organism in Eukaryota, Fungi, Ascomycota, Eurotiomycetes, Eurotiales, Aspergillaceae.